CCAGGUCUACUUCGCUUCACUUCAACGCCAACCGGGCUCCGAUACAACGGAGACUUCAUAUCAGGGACCAGGGACGAAGUUACCGGCACCUACAGAUCCACCUGCUGUAGUCCCAGGGUUCUGAUCAACGCGAUAGAUGCCUUGGGCAACACCAACAGUUACAUCAUUGACAUUACCAGUAAGCAUUGGGCAGAUUAUCUCACACCAGCAGCAAUAUCAGCUAUAGUCCUUGGUGUUAUAGUUCUGAUAGCUUUGCUAGCUCUCAUCGUCUUCUUGAUAUAUUGGUGCGUUAAACGGAGAAAGGAAGAGAGAGAACUGCCCACGUAUACAUCGAGAAACAUGAACUAAUCUCCGUUAUAAUGAGGGGCUACCUAAAGAAAGAAUGCCGUUUAUUAUAUACUUUAAAUUAGCUUCGUAAUGAUGUAUUGAACGGAUUGAAGGACCAAUGACCUUGAAAACCAAUCAAGGUUACCGGAAUAUUUAAAAAAUAGCAACACAAACAUGAUUUAAUAUAUGCUCAGCGUCAAAAUAUGCUGUUUUAACUCUUAAAGCGUAUUUCUAUGCUGUUUUUUAACUAUAAUUUUAUUUAUUUGUUUGUUUUCUGUACUAUGUGUGCCUGUAUUUUGGGUGUAUAAUAUUUGAUUUUAUUAUUUCAAAUAUUUCUAUAUUUCUCUUUUGAUAAAAGAUGAUGUAUGAUUUAAAAAGAGCCAGUCAUUUUAAACGUUUAUUAAAAAUUUGACCACUAAUUAUUUUUGAGCAAAAUAAUCUGUGACAUGCAAAUAUUUUGGCAGUGAUGAUAAGUAAAUUUUCAACCAAUAUGCUCCAAUUUUUAUUUGAACUACAAAGUUAUAACUCAAAAUACAUGCGCAUUAAGUUCGAAAAAAUGGCAAGAGUUUAAAGUGAACAUGUCAGUUGGCAAUUUUUAACUUAAGUAAUAAUUUUAAAUAUAUUUAAGUUAUUUUUUAUUUUAUUAUAUCAAUGUAUACUAUAAAAUGAAAUAUGAAUAUAUAUCUAUAUUCCCUAUUCGUGAAUAUUUUAUAUUAUUAUUACUGAAUAUGUAAUAAAUUUUAAUUUUAAUAAUAUUUAUGUUAAGCAACAGAUAAUAAAAUAAAAUAAUUAAUAUUUAUUUUUAAUUAAAUUGUUAAAACCUUAUAAAUGUUAUUAAAAAACACCACAUUUGUUGAAUACCACAAAAGAUGACUUAAAAUAAAUUAAUACGGGUAAAUUUAUAUUGUCGUUAUAAUAUAGUAUUAUCAAUGGAAUGAGCCAUAAUAAUUAAUAAGGAUUUAUUUUAUAUUGUUUUGAAAUAAAACAUUUUGUGACGAGA
This is a messenger RNA of Leptidea sinapis, 1327 nucleotides long. RefSeq lists its product as uncharacterized. The record is from RefSeq and is a predicted model, not a curated record. The annotation marks the transcript as partial. The transcript is spliced from 2 exons. NCBI's taxonomy places the organism in Eukaryota, Metazoa, Arthropoda, Insecta, Lepidoptera, Pieridae.